This is a messenger RNA of Rhipicephalus sanguineus (brown dog tick), 858 nucleotides long. RefSeq lists its product as uncharacterized. Lineage: Eukaryota; Metazoa; Arthropoda; Arachnida; Ixodida; Ixodidae. The transcript is spliced from 8 exons. The record is from RefSeq and is a predicted model, not a curated record. Bases 302 to 835 code for a protein of 177 amino acids.
GUAGUGAGCCGCCGGCGGGCACGCCGCGCAUGGACAAGGCGCGAGCAUAAGAAGCUUGACCAGCAAGCUCCUAAAACGAGAGGACAAAAGGUCGGCUGGUCGUAGACGUUCGCUCUCUUCUCUGUCGAGAAGACGCGAGCUCCACCACGGGGUCGGCUCUACCAAUAGGGACACUCUGAGCUCCGUGCGUCCUCGCUGGAAAACUUUGGCGGAAAGAUCGAGCCGAGAAAGGCGGAGCGAAGUCGGCUAGACUGGACGUAUUGGCAGUCUUUGAAGACCUGUCAUCAUUUUGCAGAAGGAAAUGAAGCUCCUUCAAUCUCGCCUUCUCACAUUUUAUGUAUUUGUAUCUUCCAUCAUCUCUAUCACAACCAGCAUCCCCUUCAUGCCUGCAACUAGCAACGAGACUCUUUACCUUGUGGGAUACUCAUCGCAACUGUACAUAACGAACGUAGAGUGCGUCAUAACAAGAUACAGAAGCGUCCGUGAUGGAUGGGUAAUGAGGAGUGUCAACUACGCGCUUCACGUUGGAAAAGAGUGGCGACCAAAGUCAUCAGUUAUUCAUGUAAAAUGGGAACCAUAUGCUGUAUUACUGAAUGUGAAGGCUGAUGAAUACCUAGCACAUAAUUUGGGCGCAAAGACGGAGUACGUGGUACGGAAUUACAACAAACACUCUUUAGUUCUCUCAGAUCUGAAAGACGUACCAUCGCCAUGCUCACUCUGGGUGACGAGAGACCAUCUUGACAAAAUCCCAAAGAUGAUAAACAGGACAUUUUAUCAGCAGUGCCCAGAACCUAUCUACGCUCCGUUUAGAGAGGAGUGUUUUCGGAACCAAUAAAACUAACCUCUUCAAAUUUUUUU